AUGUACAUCAUGCUCGCUGGCGGCCAUCCCUUCGACUACGACAAGAUGCCGGGGGAGUCGGAGUGGUACUCCUACAGACAAUCGGAACCUCUUGACGACGGUUCCCAGAUCUCACUAUCGCAGAAUUCCGUGCAGACCGAUUGCAUCGUUAAGAAGAGGAUUGUACAUUGCGAGCCGGAGUUUCCGGGUAUGCUCUGGCGUUCGAUCCCUCAUGCACAAGCCCUCUGCAGUCACCUUCUCGUCUAUGAUUACCUCCACCGUGCGACAGUAUUCCAUGCUCUCCAGAGUGAUUGGUUCCUCUCAGAACUGGCCGAGCUGGAAGCCGCCUACAACGAGCGUAUCGGUGCUGCAUAG
Molecule: messenger RNA, 354 nt
Organism: Sparassis crispa
Lineage: Eukaryota; Fungi; Basidiomycota; Agaricomycetes; Polyporales; Sparassidaceae
Exons: 3
Coding region: 1-354 (117 amino acids)
Source: RefSeq, a predicted model, not a curated record